UUCAAUAUCGAACUAAAAUAAACAAUUUUAACGCUUGAAUGCAGUAAAAGUUUAAUUGAAUUGUUUUAUAUCGCAAAUGCAUAACUCAAUCAGGCGCGGACAAGUAAUAGAAAAUUCAAAAUUAAUAUGUAUUUAUCCAAAAUAUUAUCAAAUGUUAAUCUAAGUAUUACACUUAAGACAUUCUCGAUUAAUAGUGCUUAAAUAAUCAAAAGAGUUUCGUUAAGUCAAAGUUCGAGGAAAACUAAGUGAAAGUGAACAAAGUUAAAAGUAUUCCAUGCAUAAAACUCUUGUGAAAUUGCGCUUUGCAUGUUUAACCAUGUAAAAAACUAGCUAUUUCAAGUUCUUGAGGAGCAAAAGGGAGUGCAUAACAAGAAAUAAAGGAAAUUCAGAAGCUUUAGUCAGCUUCUAUGCAGGACUUUGCUGUCACAAUAAAAAAAAGGAGAGUCAACUAACCUAGUCAAAAAGUGGAAUCUUCAGGAGUCAAGGGACAAACGAGAAAGAAGCACACUCGACAAGUAACUUAAGCGUGUAACUGAAACCUGUCAGGAGCAACCGAAGGACUACUUCAAAAAAUCACUUUACUAGUUGCAGCGCAUUAUCACAACUAUGAGCGCCCGAAUCCUGCAAUGGACGUCAUCAUCCUGGCAACGACAACAACGACAACAACAACAACAACGACAACGUCAGCAGCGACGGCAAUGGCGGCGCCGUCGACAGGAAACGGAAGCAGCGCAGAGACGAGAACAUAAACAACUGCUUCAAAAUGGCAGUACAAACAUAUCAGCAGCUUAUGAUGAUGAUAACGAUGAUGAUGAGAAUGAAAACGAGCCACAUAAUCAAAGCAGUCUAAACAACAAUAACAUCAGCAGAAGCUUGUUUUCAACAACAUCAAGUUAUAGCAUUUCCGGCUUAUGCGAGUGGAAGCAACAGCAACAACCGCAACAACAGCGAAAACAACAUCAAGAAAAGGCUGUAGAAUCCACAGCUUACACACACACCCGCAGAUUUCCGUUACUCUUGCCACUUCCGAUGCCCCUCUCAAUACUGCUCCUUCUAUUAGUAGACUGCUCUUUGGCCAGGACUGGAAAUUACUCCUUCCGUGCAGUCAAUUUAAGCGACUCGGAAGUCGGACUGCUAUUUAAUGAGUCAAGCACCGCUGCAGUUGCACCACCAACCACCGCCGUGACGGUCAGUCAGGACAGCAGCAAAGAACUGGCCGUGGAUGAUGAUGACGGAGAUAACACCAGUGAAUAUAUCUUUGAUCGCACCGAUGUCCGCAUUAUAUUUAUUACGCUCUAUUCCAUUGUCUUCUGCUGCUGUUUUUUUGGCAAUCUACUUGUGAUAUUGGUGGUCACCUUGUCGCGUCGUUUGCGCUCCAUAACCAAUUUUUUUCUGGCCAACUUGGCGUUUGCCGACUUUUGUGUGGGUCUCUUUUGUGUGAUGCAAAAUCUGUCCAUCUAUCUCAUCGACAGCUGGGUCUUUGGCGAGUUCCUCUGUCGCAUGUAUCAAUUUGUCCACUCGCUGAGCUACACGGCCUCAAUAUUUAUACUUGUUGUCAUCUGCAUGGAACGUUACUUUGCCAUUGUCCAUCCAAUAACGUGUAAACAAAUUCUGACUGCGGCACGCUUAAGGAUGGUGAUUGUCACUGUGUGGAUAACAUCGGCGGUUUAUUCAACGCCCAAAUUUGUCUUCAGCAAAACCAUCAAAAACAUUCACACCGAGGACGGGCAGGAGGAGGAGAUUUGUGUUUUGGAUCGUGAGAUGUUUAAUUCCAAAUUGCUCGAUAUAAUUAAUUUUGUGCUGCUCUACGUGAUGCCGUUGCUGGUCAUGACGGUGUUGUAUAGCAAGAUAGCCAUCGCAUUGUGGCGCAGCUCGCGGGGAUUCACCUCCCAUGUACCCCAGCAGCAUCAGAACCAUCAGCAGCAUGGCCAGGAGACAAGCAUGAGCCUGCACAAUAGCAUGUACCAUCACCAUCCCCAUCCCCAUCAACACGCCCAUCAUCAUCAACUUCAUCAGUUGCCAGCGGGCGCAGGAACAACGACGGCAGCGGCAGGAGGAGGAGCAGGAGGAGGAGGAGGAGCGGCGCUUGCUUCCGGCAGCAGCUCCGCGUCCUUGUCACGUAAACUUAGUAGUAAAUAUGAAAAGCGUGGCGUCAGCAUCACUGAGAGCCAGGUCUCGCUGGAGGCGGAUCGUCCCAUUGUGAGUGCCUGUCGCAAAACGAGCUUCUAUCAUCACUCCCACACGCACAAUCAGCGGGGAGGAGGCGCCAAUGGCGGGGGAGGGACGGGAGGCGGUGCCACACACAUGUCACAUUCAUCGAGCAAUGUAUUACGGGCUCGAAGGGGCGUGGUUCGCAUGCUGAUAAUAUUUGUGCUGACAUUCGCGCUCUGCAAUCUGCCGUAUCAUGCGCGUAAGAUGUGGCAAUACUGGUCACGUUCGUAUCGCGGUGAUUCCAAUUUUAAUGCGCUGCUAACGCCGCUCACCUUUCUGGUCACGUACUUCAAUUCGGGCGUUAAUCCCCUGCUUUAUGCUUUUCUUAGCCGCAAUUUUCGCAAGGGGAUGAAGGAGCUGCUGCUGUGCUCCUGGAAGAAGGGCAAGGGAAAGUCAUCGUCCAACUCUUCGAUGCAUCACAAGCGCAAGGCAUUGCAGACUCACUCCCUGCCCACGGAUACCACGCACAUUGGCAAUGAGCAGCUAUGAUGGCCAAGUUGCUGGAUUUCACAGAUGAGGUCCUUCGGUCGUCGCUCAUAGAACCCUUUGGAGCACAGCACCCACUUUUAGCCAACUCCAAUUAGUCGUACUCGUAGUCAUAGCUAAAUGUAAUUUUAUUGUGAUUUUUUAAGAAGCCCGUUGCUUGGUUGGAUUAGCAAUUAAAAUCUAUACAUAAUCGUACAUGUAUUAACCAUAGUUUUAAUUCUCAUUAUUGUCAAGUUGUACUACAAUUACGCCAAUUUUGAAUAACCAGCUAACUAAAUCGUAACUCGUAUUGUAUUUGAAUAUUUCCUUGUCUAAGGACACGGUGCAUGUGCAUUAUGAGUCCUCAUUUUAUUAUUAGUCAUAUUUUAAAGUGAUCUGAAAGAUACGAAUAAAUUAUCUAACGAUACAAA
Drosophila innubila is the source of this 3107-nucleotide messenger RNA. Its product is annotated as trissin receptor. Gene Ontology annotation, molecular function: peptide binding; G protein-coupled receptor activity. Gene Ontology annotation, biological process: G protein-coupled receptor signaling pathway. Bases 607 to 2700 code for a protein of 697 amino acids. The record is from RefSeq and is a predicted model, not a curated record. Gene Ontology annotation, cellular component: membrane. The transcript is spliced from 9 exons. NCBI's taxonomy places the organism in Eukaryota, Metazoa, Arthropoda, Insecta, Diptera, Drosophilidae.